Molecule: messenger RNA, 5562 nt
Organism: Silurus meridionalis
Lineage: Eukaryota; Metazoa; Chordata; Actinopteri; Siluriformes; Siluridae
Gene: lrp11
Product: low density lipoprotein receptor-related protein 11
Exons: 10
Coding region: 652-2373 (573 amino acids)
Molecular function (GO): protein binding; serine-type endopeptidase inhibitor activity
Source: RefSeq, a predicted model, not a curated record
CACAUGGGGCAUUGUCAUGCUGGAAUAGAUUGAGGUCUCCUAGUUCAACAAAGGGACAAUUUUGUGCUUUCAAAUUUGUCCUAACAAAAUGUAAGCAUAAUGUCGGGUCUUGAGCUAUUUCCAAAUUUUCCAAAUAUUUGAAACUCAGACUGUCAGGUGUGAGAAAAUCUUUCAUCCUGAGCUUACUGUCUAUACGUUUCAUGUGUCCAUGUCGGUUUCUUCAAGGUUCUUCGGUGUUCUCCCAUCUCCCAUCUCUGACUGAAUGAAUAAACUGCAAGCUGUAAUAAAAUACAUUUCAGUCUCAAUUUAUGAUUCCAGUAUCGUGGCUUAAAAUAAAUUAAAAUGUGUUUUUUUUUUUUAAACUGCUUUGUUGCAGUCCUAUUAUGUAUAUAGGGUCAAAGACUCGUUCGAGUCAUUUCGUUUGGAAUCGACUCUAUUUGGGAAGGAACCGAUUCCCGAGUCUCUCAUCACCAGCAUCUCAGAGGAGGACAAAAGCGGUGCACCUGCGAGAAGAACCGAGACGGAAGUGCAGAUUUGAUCAUCACUGAGAUUAUGCUGAUGUGUGAUUGGAUCAGAAAGACGUCAAUGAUUAUCUUCUCGCUCCUGAGAUUAUAAUAAUAAUAAUUAUAUAUAAUUAUAAAGGAUUGGAACAUGUUGGUAUCAGCGCUUCUCCGUCAGCAGCUGGGCUUCCUGCUGAUGUUUCUCGCCAUCGCAGGCGCCUCGAGCGCUUCUCAGAUCUCCGAUCUGAAGUCCAGACUGUCGGGCGUGGAGGAGCUCCUGGAGGAGUUCCGUAAGCAGCUGCAGCAGGACGAGUCGUACCCGAGCGCGGUGGCGGAUGAGGAAGAUGAGCAUAAAGAGGCCGGCGACGCGUGCCUGCGCGACUUCGACGCGGCGGAGGAGCGCAUCAUCCGCGCGGUGGCCUCCAUCGAGCGCGGCGCCGCCUUCUUGUCGGCGCCGGGCCGCGUGCGCAGCCGCCGCGACUGCGUGCGCGCGUGCUGCGCCGAGCCGCGAUGCACCACGGCGAUCGUCCAGGAGCAACAGCCGCCAAUGCAGACGCCGCCAAUCCAGACGCCGGAGCAACAAGCGGACGGCGGCCUGCGCUGUUACCUUUUCAACUGCACGUACGGCGGCGCGAACGUCUGCGUCUUUUCGUUCCAGCGCGGCUUCAGCACCUUCGGGCGCGUCGCGCGCAACGUCAGCGCGCCCAGGGAGCGCCACCGGAGGCCUCCUCCUCCUCCUCUUCCUCCUCCGGAUGAGGGAGACGAAGAUGGCGACUCGUCCAUGCGAGAGAUGGACGAACCCCCACGCAGCGAUGCCGGUAUGGACGUGGUGAUCCAGCUGCCUACGGACUGGGCCAUACUGGACGGCAGGGACAGCAUGGACGACCACGGUGUCGUACGUUACGAAUGGGCUCUCGUUAAAGGAGAUCCGUCGAUCAGCAUGAAGGUUACCCACCCGGGUCUCCUGAAGCUGAGUGGGCUCAGAGAGGGCGUCUAUACCUUUCAGAUGACAGUCACCGAUACCGUAGGACACAGGAGUUCGGAUAACGUGUCCGUCACAGUGCUGGCACCUGAACACCAUGCAGAAGUGUGCACUCAUCACUGUUCGCCAUACCAGUUCAUGUGCGAUGACGGUUGCUGUAUCGACAUCAGCUACGCCUGCGACGGCAAACAGCACUGUCCCGAUCGCUCUGACGAAGACUUCUGCCGCAACUUCGACAGCGGACGCAAGACCGUAACUCAUCCAGCCAGCCCUCUGUCUCAGAAUGGAGGAGCCAGAGAAGCAGAAGGCCGAGCCAUGAUCCCUUCAGGACCACGUAAUACUGACACCGUCGUCGAUCCCAAAAUACAAAAACAGUCUACAGAUGAACAAGAUCCCUGCUCGAUGGCCCCCGUGGUAGGUCCGUGUAAAGGCGUUUUCCCACGCUGGUAUUACGACCCCACAGCAGGCGAAUGUAAACACUUCCUGUACAGCGGCUGCAAAGGGAACCACAACAACUUCCUGCAGCAAUCCGACUGCGCAAACGCGUGCAUUCAGAAACCUGCUCCAGGUGAUCGUCAGGCCACUGCAGCGCCUUCUCCGACCACACACACAAACACAGCUGCUAGGUCACCCAGUCUUGAAGCCAAAUCCAAGAAUUCUGCAUCACUGACUCAGAACGAUCAGCCAGUAACUAAAGUUCAUACAGAAUUAAGUGGACACUCACCACCAGAGUCAGGUACAAUCCUGGCUCUGGUCCUCGGCAUAAUAAUCAGUGCUCUGCUUUUGCUGAUGGUGGGCUGUAGGCUGCGUGUUCGCCGUCACCGGAGGAAGAAAGCUCUGCCGCUCACCACCGAAGAAUCCGAUUACCUCAUUAACGGCAUGUACCUGUAGUGCAAAAUGGCGCAUCUGUAAUUCAUAUUUUCACUAUAUAUGUAUAUGUAUGUAUGAGGUGGUAUCAAAAAGUUCUCUUUGAUAACUUUAUUCAUUUAGGUUAACACUAUCACCUUCAAAAUAGUCCCCUUGCAGUGCUUCCAGCAUUCCUGCCACUUUUGGAAUAUGUCCUGGAAGUCUUCUAGAUAUUCAUCUCGAAAGAGCUAAAUUUGGUGAGUAGGGUGGGUGUGGAAGUGAGAUGUUGUUUUCGGCGAGAAACGGUUAAAGGGUGCAGACGUGGUCAGAAUAGCACCAGUUGCACAGCUCCCGAUAUGGACAGGACAAUGUGCUUUGAAGGUCGGUGCUCCCUGUGACUGUGUGUGCAGCCUUGUGCUGCCAUCUGUUGGCAUGUUACAAAACUAGUUUUGAAACUUUCUGAUACCACCUCUAUAUAUAUAUAUAUAUAUAUAUAUAUAUAUAUAUAUAUAUAUAUAUAUAUAGAGAGAGAGAGAGAGAGAGAGAGAGAGAGAGAGAGAGAGAGAGAGAGAGAGAGAGAGAGAGAGAGAGGAAAGAGGCACAUGAAUAUAUAACACUCCAAAUACAUCAUCUCAACUGUCUGAUACACCACUUGCUUUGAUAUUUAAUGUAAUGAAAUAGUAAAAUAGAUUUUAUAUAUAUAUAUAUAUAUAUAUAUAUAUAUAUAUAUAUAUAUAUAUAUACAUACAGGAGUCAGGAGUCUGAGACUAGUCUGGUGAAGUCCUGGCUUCUUUUCUCCCUUAUAUUAAUGAGUCCAAGCUUCUACAUUCUCAGAGUCCUGUUUCUGGCUGGCUGGAGUGCGACCUGAUUGAGGUUUUCAGCUGUUGUAGCACGUCCACCUUGACAUUUGUGCAAAGCUUUCCUCCUCACCCUGGUUGUAAAGAGUGGUUACCACAGCCUUAGAGUCAGCUCGAACCAGUCCGGGCGUUAUUCUCGCCUGACCUCUCUUGUUGACGCCGUGUUUUUCUUGCCUGCAAAACCACUAUUAGGCUCGGGCUGGAGGUUUUUUCUUUUUCCGUGCCUUUUCUGUAUAACCUCUACAUGAGAUCAGCGCAUUCUAUUAAUGUGGCUGUUAUAUUUUAUAUUUUAAAGAUGAAAAAAUGAGAAAUUGGGUCCUGUUUUCAGAUUGACCAAAUGAUUAAAAUUAAUGUAUUGAAAUCCUGAAAUGGAAAUUCAGGAUACACUCCGAACCAAAAACUUCCAACCCAAAUUCUCUAAAUUAAGUACUGUAUUAUGAUGAUGAUGAUGAAAAGAAUGAUGGUUCGUAUUAUUAUUUGGAUACUGAAAAAUUUAUUACAUUAUAAAUAAGCCAAAAAAAAUACUCUUAGUUUUCUUUUAAUAUGGAAAAAAAUGCUAAAAUUAAAAAAUACAAUGUUUUACAUUAUAUCAUUUAUUAAAGGUCAAACGAUUUACUGAUUUUACUGAUAGCUAGGUUGAAUCGUACUUGCCGAAAACCGAUUAAUCAACCAAUAGUUUUGAAAAUAGAUACUGAAUUGAAAAACGUUACUACAAAAAAUAUAUAUACUAUCUCCGUGCAGCGCGCAGUCUCACAUGUAAAAACAAACAGCACGUGGCGUAAGUCGAUUUUUCCUACGAAGAGACAAAAAUUUUACUUGCUUAAGGAACAUGGGCCGAUAGUAAGUGUUGCAUAAAAGUAAAUGUUCUCACCGCCAAGCUGAAUCCGCUUUGUUUCAUAACGAUGUCUGUGUACCACUGCCUUGAUGUUUCCAUAGUUAGCUGUUCGUCGAGUGUCACAAAUCAUGCUGUACCUGCACCCUUGAAGUGCACAAGUACAUAGAAAAAAAAAGACAAAUUAAUUUAUAUUCUCAUAAUUCGAUUUCUUUUGUAACUAAUUUUUUUGUUAAUUUUUUUUGCAAAUUUUUUGUUCAAUUAUAACUGAAUUUACCAAAUUUUUCAUAAAUGGUAUGGCACGACGGGGCAACUUUGACCAACAGGCCCAAGUUUGGGCAUCUCUGCACUAAAACAAAUAAUAACACUAAGACUUCCCAAAAAUUCUGAUCAUUUGUUUUUCACGUUUUACAUUUAAUUACAAUGGAAUCAACUUUUCCCUUCUGUACGGAUUACAUACCAGCAUAAUUAUUUAUUUCGGAACCUAUUUAUUGUUAAAAAUCAAAGUUUUUUUUUGGGCGUAUCAAGAUCUGUAUUUAUGUUUGAAUGUUGCCUUCUCCUAUACUACCAUGCUACUGUAACCAACAUUCCUUAUUUUUAUGUUCAUUUUUAUGUGUUUUUAUGUAUUUUAUAGACACGUAUAAUUUUAUGUAUUGAUUACACGGCUAGUGCGUACGUACACAUGAUUUGUCAUAGCUAGACUUGGUUCUAGGAUUAUGAUUACUCUUUUGGAUCAUAUUUAGAAGUACAAAGUGCAAAGACGGAGGAGUAUUAAAUAAAUAAUAAAACAUCCAAAUACUAAAACAUUAGCACUGUAGAAGUUUUGUUUGUUGGUCAAAUGGAAAAUUGCUCAAUUCAGCUAGUUUUCUUAUUGUUUCAAAUAAGCUGAAUGAUAAAACUAGCUGAAUUGCUAGCAAAGUUGAAAUAUUUGAAACUGAAUUUUAUUUCUUUUUUACUUCGGUUGGACGCGACAGUAAAAAAACAUAUCAAAUCCCCUUUUCAAUCACUUGUUUUUCACCUAAUGAGAAAUCUAGCCAAAAUUUGCUUGCUAAUUUGAAACAAUGAGGAAACUUACAAUUCAAUUUAUUGAUUUUUUUUAUGACAGAAAUACUAGUGUAUCUAUGUAGGACAAUCUAGCAAUAAUUUGACAAGCUAAUUUCAAACACUGAGCUAGCUGAACUUCUUGCAGUAGUGUGAGGUUGGUCUAUGGAAUGAUUCGGAGUGAGAAGUGUGAUAUAAGAGUUGUGUUUUUCUCUUUUCCAGCUAUUCUGUAAAACUUGCUGCUAUACUUUCAACAUUUUGCAUUCGUUUAUAUGUGCAAAUAUACUAUUACAUUUGGGCACACACACAAACACACACACACACACACACAAAGCAUGGCUUCUCGAUCUGAAAACUGGAAGAUCUGUCAUAGGAGCUUCCUCCCGGCCAUCAGUCACUCACACAUUACUGCAAGUGACAGACUUCUGAAUCUCAGGCGCUUACAGGAUUCUGAUUUCGUGGCUGUUUUCAACAUUAAACCUACAUAUACAUGGAUUUAAAAAA